Messenger RNA from Procambarus clarkii (red swamp crayfish), 447 nucleotides. NCBI's taxonomy places the organism in Eukaryota, Metazoa, Arthropoda, Malacostraca, Decapoda, Cambaridae. The record is from RefSeq and is a predicted model, not a curated record.
AUGGUUGGCUCCCAGGGGCUUAAUGGUAACGCUGCGUCAUCUGACUCCCAGGAGCUCAAUGGUAACGCUGCGUCAUCUGACUCCCAGGGGCUUAAUGGUAACGCUGCGUCAUCUGACUCCCAGGGGCUUAAUGGUAACGGUGCGUCACCUGACUCCCAGGAGCUCAAUGGUAACGGUGCGUCACCUGACUCCCAGGAGCUCAAUGGUAACGGUGCGUCAUCUGACUCCCAGGAACUCAAUGGUAACGCUGCGUCAUCUGACUCCCAGCAGCUCAAUGGUGUGAACGCGCGCCAUCACCAUCAUGGCCGCCACGGGCGCGGGAAACACCCCAGGGCCGCCAACCUCUCCAGCAUCACGCCAGAGGCACAGAACAACACGGAAGUGGUCGCUCAGGUUGGCGGAACCGCCUCCAUUAAAUGCUACACACACUUUCUUGGCGAUGAAGUG